AUGUGUUCCAGAGCAACUAAUUGGAAACCUAUUUUAUGUGUAAUUGGAGGGAUUAUCAUCCAGUGCACUUAUGGAUACUUUUACACUAUUGGUAAUAUGGCACCAUAUAUUUUGGAUUAUCUGAAAUAUUACAACAUGUCAGUUUAUGAUAACUCUAUCAUGUGGUUGACAUCCGUUGCAAUGGGAUUCGAAGCACUAGCUAUGCCAGUUGGUGGUGCUCUUUAUCGAAAAUUUGGGAUCAGAAUUGUGGUAACAAUCAGCUGCUUAAUGCACAGUGGAGGAGUUGUCCUUAGUUUCUUUACAUUAAGUCGUGGAUUUAUUCCAUUACUAAUAACCUAUGGUAUAAUACAAGGUGCUGGUUUUGGAUUCGGUUAUUCAGCUAUCAUAGCUGCAUCAAUUGCUUGGUUCAAAAACCAUAGAGGUUUAAUUGUUGGCCUGAUCAUUGGUGGAUUCGGUGCUGGAGCGAUCAUAUUUACACCGAUUCAAACAAUCUACAUUAAUCCGAAUAAUGUACCUAUAAAUAAUGUUACUAAACGCUUUGAAGAUGCCGACUUAAUUAAUCGUGUCCCAUAUGUGUUUUUAUUAAUUGGGGGAAUAUUAUUGGCUAUUCAAAUAGUUGGAAUAAUAAUGAUGACCGAUAAACCAAAGAAGAAAAAUAUUGAGGUGUCAAUUCAUGAUCUCAAAUGUUCAGAUGGAUUAUAUGAACCUGUGCCUGUAAAUAAUGAGGUAAUUAAUAUACGACCAAUGGAAGCACUGAAACGAAGAGAAUUCUAUCUUUUGUGGAUUAUUGUUUUUUGUUCCGGUAUACCGUUAACAUCGCUAGCAACCGUUUUUAAGCUUUUUGGUAAAGCUCAUAUUAAUGAUGAUAGAUUUUUAUCACUUAUGGGUGUCUUGUCGUCUGUUUUCAAUGCUGCUGGACGCGCUUUUUGGGGGACUAUCACUGAUCGCAUUUCAUUCAAGGUCCCGUUGUAUAUUAUAUUUUCCUUCUGGACCAUCUUGUUUAUCUCAUUUCCCCAUUUACCAGCGAUAUUUGGUAGAGAAAUUAAAGUUGGAUUUGCUAUCUGGUUAUGUAUUCUUUAUUUAUUACUCAGUGGUGUACUUGUCUGUGCACCAACCGCUACAGAGACUUUAUUCGGUCCAAUUAACAUGGCUGUAAAUUAUGGAUUAGUCUUCAAUGCCUUCGUAAUUGGUGGUUUAUUCGUAUCUCUGAUAUCCAUCGUUGUACCGCAAUUCCAUGAAUGGAAUAAUCUAUUUUAUCUGUGUGCUUCAGUGUGUGUUUUUGGUUUGUUGCUGUUGCCAUGGAUAAAUGAUCGAAAAAUGCCUCAGUAUUUCAAUCUAUAUCAUCUAUACAGAAAGUUACGACAAAGAAGUUGA
Molecule: messenger RNA, 1374 nt
Organism: Trichobilharzia regenti
Lineage: Eukaryota; Metazoa; Platyhelminthes; Trematoda; Strigeidida; Schistosomatidae
Source: the annotation of a GenBank genome assembly